AUGUUGAUCUGGGAUGAGAAGAACGCUCUAGAGUGGCUCCCUUCACAAAUUGCUAAGCUCUUUGAGUCCCACAAGUUCCAAGUUCCUCCCUAUCCUGGCAGAAAUGGCAGGAGCCCAGAGUCUGCUUCUUCAGGCAUGAACCACUCUGAGCACCCUAUGGAACAGCUGUCCAUAUCACCGACCAAUGCUAGCCGCAUUAUGGAGGACUGGAGUGACCUGGCCCAAACCCCUGCGGAUGCAGCCUCCCUGAGGUCUGGACAUUUGCAUAAUGGCAACAACAAUGCCUCCUCGGGGACCUGGCGAUCCUUGAAGAGUCCAUCUCUUUCCUCCUCAUCCACCCACUCCAAACUCAGCUACCUGGAGCGUGUGGUGUUGGAGAUCGUGGAAUCAGAGCGCAUGUAUGUCCGGGAUUUACGAAGUAUUGUAGAGAAUUACUUGGGGAAGAUCAUAGACACGCAAGAGCUGCUGCUGCGACCAGAACAAGUCAGUGCGCUCUUUGGGAAUAUUGAGGAUAUCUACGAAUUAAAUAGUGAGCUCCUGCAAGAUCUGGACAGCUGCCACAAUGACCCUGUUGCCGUGGCAAGAUGUUUUGUGGACAGGAGUCAAGACUUUGACAUCUACACUCAGUACUGCAAUAACUACCCAAACUCUGUGGCAGCUCUGACAGACUGCAUGAGGAACAAACAGCUGGCCAAGUUCUUUCGUGAGCGGCAAGAGCAGAUCCGCCAUUCAUUGCCUCUUGGCUCCUAUCUUCUCAAGCCUGUCCAGCGCAUUCUCAAAUACCACUUGCUCCUUCAGGAGAUAGCAAAACACUUUGACAUCGAAGAGGAUGGCUAUGAAGUGGUAGAAGAAGCCAUUGACACCAUGACCUGCGUGGCUUGGUACAUCAAUGACAUGAAACGGAAGCAUGAGCAUGCCGUGCGGCUGCAGGAGAUUCAGUCACUGCUCAUUAACUGGAAAGGCCCAGACUUAACGACGUACGGGGAGUUAGUUCUAGAGGGCACCUUUCGUGUCCAUCGUGUCAAGAAUGAGAGAACAUUCUUCUUGUUUGACAAGAUGUUGCUGAUAACAAAGAAGCGGGGUGAUCACUAUAUAUACAAAAGCCACAUUCCAUGCUCCUCCCUGAUGCUGAUUGAGAGCACCCGAGACUCGUUGUGCUUCACGGUCACCCACUACAAGCACCGCAAGCAGCAGUACAAUAUCCAGGCUAAAUCAGGGGAAGAGAAGCGCGUCUGGACUCACCAUAUCAAGCGUUUGAUCCUGGAAAAUCACCAUGCCAUCAUCCCUCAGAAAGCCAAGCAAGCCAUCCUGGAAAUGGAUUCAUAUUAUCCUGCUCGAUACAAAUACAGCCCAGAGCGGUUGAAGAAGUCCUGGUCAUGCCAACCUCCAGAAGACAUUCCUCAACAGGCCCGGCAGGGGCGCCGCCAGUCAGAACCUUUCCAUGGCAAAAACAGUUCCCAGAAGUUCCUAGAAGGAUUCCACAGCUUUGCCAUGACAAGGCUGAAAAGCCGCAGAAGAUCGGAGCCAACAAAACAGAUCCUCAAGCAACUAGGCAGCAAAGGACUAAAGCAUGCAGAUAGUGAUGGAGCCCUUUUGGAGUUUGGGGAACCCCCUCAGCCCCCUAACAGCCAGGAAGAGGAGGAGGCAGAGCUGCAGACCCUCCCCCAGGAAUUUCCAGAGGAAUUGGCAGAAAGUGAUGGCAGCGAGAAGGAGACGGGGCCAGAGGAAGAAGAAGAGGAGGAGGAAGAAGAAGAGGAAGAGGAGGAGGAAGAGAGGCUGGUAGGAACGGAGCAGGUGGCAGACUUUGCAAGCUCCUUGAUGGCAGUCCUCCACUGCUGGCACUAUCGGGCCAACGCUUUGCUUUUCUCCUGGGGCAACACGGGCAAGCAGCACAAGGCACACGAAGGGCCCAAGCAAUGCCAGUCUCCAGCCAGCAGUGAGAAAAACAGGGUCAUGGAGACGGCCUCAUCUGUCCCGAAGGCUCGAUCAGCCAUGGAACUCAAUAGGAUGUUGGAGAGUUCUUCCUGCAAGGAUGAGCACCCAGAAGAAAUCAAUUUGGACUCAGAACCGUGUGCUCUAAAUUCUCUCCUGGCAGGUCAGCACGAGAACCAGGAUCAGGGUUUGGAUGGUCUGGAGCCCAUGGAUAAUGUGGAAGAGCUAAAGCCUCUCAGCAGUGAAGAAGAGGAUGAGGAGGAAGAGGAUGGCCGCCCAACCCAGCCCAAAAGUAUCCUCCCUUUCUCUGUGCUGGACCAAGCUAGCAUCAUUGCAGAGCGCUUUGCCAGCAGCCUCUCCCGCCGGAGCAGCCUGGCCCUCGAGGAAGGGAAGGGCUACCUGACUCCAACACAGGCCAGUCGGAGUAACAGUGUGCUGAGCCUAGAAGAGAGCGAAAAGGCUCCCUGCCGCCACAACAGCAGCACCAGCACCACUGCCAUUGACUCUCAGGCCUCGGUGGAGCUCAGCAACUCCUGCAGCGGGAGAGCCUCGCCUGGGCUCAUGGAGCCUGACCGGCCUUCUUUGUGCAGACGGAAGGAGUCCAUGCUCUCCCAGCAAGACCGGCAGCUGCUGGACAAAAUCAAGAACUACUAUGUCUAUGCAGAACAUCAGGAUGCCGGCUUCAGCGUCAGGCGGAGAGAGAGCCUCUCCUACAUUCCCAAAGGGGUGGUCAGGAAUUCUGUCUUCCGGAUCAAUAGCCUCCCACAGCCGGACCCUGACCAGGAGACACUGAAGAGAAAGCAGCCCGCCCCCUCGAGUAGCAGCAAUGGAGCUGGACGGACAGCAGCCUGGGUGCUGUCAAAUAGGCCUGCUGUCGGGUCACAAGCGUUACGCUCUGAGACAGUCUGUGAUGACAGGCCUGCACCAAUCUCCGAAGCAGAGUUCAAGCCAUCUACCGAGAUGAUUAAAGUCUGGGAAGAGAUGGAGAAGCAGAAGAGAGAGGAGGACCACUGGAAUCGGAGGAGAGAGGAGGAUGCGAGGCCAGGACAAGCAAAUGGGCAGAUGGCUGGUGGUGCCUCUGUACGACGUGGUGAGCCUUGUUUGCGAGACAGGCUCAGGAGGCAGGAGAAUGGCCUGGACCUUCACGAGCCGCUUUUCAUCCUGGAGGAUGAAGAUUUGGGGGCCAUAACAGAGGAAUCGGCUGUACCCUCCCCUGAGAGCAAGUCACCUGUAGAGCAUGCCCUGCCCUCAAAAUUGCCCUGGAAACUCAUGCAAGAACUUGGGGGGUUUGAGCAAGAUCAGGGUCUCUCUCGGUUGCACCCCCGUAUCAUGCAGCUAGCCCAUCUGACAGAAGCAGAGCUGGCAGAAAAAGUGAAGAACAAAGUAUACCAGCUGGCCCGGCAGUACAGCCUUCGCAUCAAGGGCCACAAGCCCACAGCACAUCGACGGCUUGCAGAAGUGGAGGAGGAGAUGAAAGGCAAUGCCUUGGCAGGUCAGCGGGAAGCAGAUAAGAAAGCCAAGGGCAAACGGAAGCCUGACUUGAUCCUCCUCAACUACGAACAAGUGGUGCUGCAGGAGGCCAGCCCCCUGACCCUGCUCUGCUCAUCCACCUCUUCACAUGAGAAGUCACCAAAGUGCUUCUCGUACAGUCCCUCCUCCACCAGCCCCCGCCUCACUUCCCCCACCAGCACCCUCUCACGCAGCCCCCUUAGCCCUAUUGUCGCUGAGAAGUUCAACUGGCCCGACGUGCGAGAGCUGAGGUCCAAGUAUUCUCCGCAGGCUGGCGUUGAGAAGAAUAGGCCCCCACCUGUUAACAGGAGCCGCUCAGCACCUGAGAAGAUGAUGGAUACUGGCAGGUUGCAAAGGAAUCACCAGUGCUCAAAGAAGAAUGUGAAAGCAGGUGUGAAAUCUUCACGAGGGGAGAUUCAGAGCUACAGAGUGGAGGCCCCAAAUUGUUUCCUCCCCAAGUAUCAGGCCUGUGAUGCUCAGAAGGAAUUUUGUGUCACAGCUGAGGCCUCUCUGGAGAACAGUCAGCGGGUGAUUGUCAUGGAGAAGCUGUCAGAUGUGGCCGUUGAACCAGAUGAGAGCUACGUGCAGAUUCGUUCCCCUACUUCCCGGGAGAAAAUCUCUCUCAAGGCUGUGGUGGAGCGAUGUAAGGCCUACCAGGAGUCGGAAGAAUACCGCAGGCGUGAGGAGGAUGCUCAAGAAGUGGCACCCAGGAAAGCACUUCCACAGGUCUGGUGGGACAAAACAGACAGCAGCCAGCAGAGUCUGGUAAAGAACCUGAGGGAGAAAUUCCAGACCCUGAAUUCCAACAGUUGAGCGUCUACUUUUUUUUUUUUUUGGCUUUACAUCUCUAAACUUCUGCUAUGAACUAGAAAGGUUUUGGAAAAUAAGGCCCUCUUAUAUUCUUGAGAAAGGACUGGCAGUGGUAUACUUUCAGUAGUUUGCUACUUGAACUUCCCUCAUCAUUUUGCUCCAUCAUAUGUGGACAACUCCUUAGAACUUCUGGGACCUUUCAAAGAACUCACUGGUGUUUUCUUCUUCUUCGGUAUUCCAGUGACCUGGAUGUGGUCCUUGCCAGAUCUUGCUGUUGACACAUUGUUGGACAGCUUAUGUCCUAGAAGCAUUGGGGAGCAUCUGGUUAGAGUGGACAGGUUGUAAAUUAGCUACUGAAAGGGCUUACUGUGAAAUGUAUUUGUUUUGGGGGGUCAGGUGUGUUUAGGAAGUUCUAACUUUGCAAAGCCAGAGCAGAAAUGAAUGAAUAAGCUUUCUCUUCCUCACUUGCAUAGGAGAAUAAGUUAUUGAUCCAAGACCUUUCUUUCUUUCUUUCUUUCUUUUUUUAAGAAUGUAAUUUUAUUCUGUUUAGGAGAUUUGGUUGGUUCCAUUCUCCCCAUUUGAGAACAUAUAAUCUUAUAAUACUGGUUGUGUACACCAUUCAGUCUAUAUGCACUGUGCAAUAACCACUUUUGACUAGAGAAUAUGGCAUUGGCUUCUUCACUGGGGACUGGGAUCACAUUGGGAAAGAUUGAAUUCCUUGGAUUUUGCAGUACAUUUCAUGCGUGUAAAUCUACAUGAGUCAGAUUGACGAAGCUAAGAGUCACAGGUCUUCAAGUUCACAAGCAUUAGCAGGAGUGAACACUGGUGUGGAGCUGAUCUGCUAUGGUGCUAGAAUGGUCCAAGUCCCAUAACAUGACUCUUGGGGAACUACAUCUUCUUAGAAUAAUACAUAUCUUAGAUACACUAGUUCAACACAGAGGAAUCAUUUUCCUUUCUAUACUAUGAUGGAUUCAUGACUGCAGGGCAAAUACGUAGUGGUGCUUUCCCCCAUUUUCUGGUAUGGGAUUAAAAAAAUGUUUUACUUCCCAUUUUCAGUGGGAGCAAAAAUUCUGGUUCUUUCUGUUGUUUUGUUGGGUGAACAGAAGAGUAGCCUCUUCUAGAAGGCCUCCUUUUUACCCCUUAUGACCUCGCCACAGGCUCUUCCAUAGGAAAAAAAUGCUUGGAAAACCUGUUUCCCCUUUCCCAGUGCAAACCUCUCUCUUUGCCAUCUGAGAAUGUCCUAUGGCCCUGAACUGGGAAUCAUUGGAAUGCAGACCCUUUGAAGAUCAACAUUUUCCAAAAUGAGACAUUUUGACAAAGGUAGGCUACAGUCCCAGCAAGCAGGGAGGUGUAGCAACUGGUGAGUCUUACUACAGGUACCUUGCGUUCAUGAAACAGGUGGUGUCAAUUUAAGAGGUGGGAAUGGGUUUGAAGUGUGAGUACUCUGAACAGCAUAUGGUAUCGGUGUCUGGAGAUAAUAAUAAUAAUAAUAAUAAUAAUAAUAAUAAUAAUAAUAGUUAUUAUUAUUAUUAUUAUUAUUAUUAUUAUUAUCAGUGUCUGGAGUUAGUAAAAUGGGGAUAUUGUUGCUAUAGCAGUAGUACUGUCAUCUCUGGAAGGUGUGUGCAAUAUUGAACAUCCUCCCAAGAACAUCGUUUUGCAAGGUCCUUUCCUUAUGGUGCACUGUCCUAAUAAUAAUAUCUGUGUAGUAGUGUUUUCUGUGCACUUAAACUACUUCACAUGUGAUCACAAAAAAUCCUUGCCACUACCCUGAAAGGCAUGUAGUGUCGUCCCAACAUUUCAGAAAUGUCUUAGGGAUCACGGCCAUGUGAUUAAAUUAGGGCUGAGUUGAGACUUGAAGCUGGACUUCUUUAAUGAUAGCUUAGUUGCAGAAAUUGCACACACACAGACACACAAUUCCAGAAGCCUAGAAGGGUUUAUUUGUUCGUUUAUUUAAAAAAAUGUUAUUAAAUUGCUUCUGAAGCACAUUCUGAAGCUUUAGCUCUUUUUUUCUGGACAGUGGAAGCACAUUGGAGCAGGUGGAGCUUAGUGCCUAGAGAAUUAACCCCAGCCCCUUGGGCCUGUAGAAGAGGUCCUGGGCCCUGCAUCUGUUCUCCUGGUUUCCACGAAACAGCCUUCACUGUUCUGAAGCCAACGUGUUCUGGGGCUGGUGACUGGAUGUGAAGCUCCCUUCUAACACACCCUGACCUCUGCAUCAAUGGGGGGCCAUUGAAAGCUAAGCCUGAUGAGGGGGCAGCUGAAGAGAGGUGAAGUCACUCUACAGAUCAAGCCUUCUAAGAAGGAAGAGCUGGGCUGAGCCAGGCAUGGUGAGGCUGUAAGUCACCAGGGAGCAAAUGGUUCCUGCUAAGAUAUAGUAACGUUCCUGGUCUGUAAUGGGUAGGUGGACAAUGCAAUGAGACUCAGUGGCACACAGGCAACUACUCAAAGCCCUGCCAAUUCUCUAAUGGCAGCAGCGCCUGUGAAGGGACACUUCCAAUGAGCAUGGAGGCAGUUCAAUGUUCACGUAGCAGGAACAAGUCUCGGAGCAUUUGAGCCUAGCAUUAGUGUACGGAAAUGAGUGAUUCGCUCUAUAUUGAACUCAACAGUGACAGGUGAAAGUGUUUUCUAAGAAAGGAAGGGAUGGCUGAGCUUCUAUCCAGAAUUCCUGUGAAAUGAAGUCCUAAAUCAUUUUGCAGAGGUACAACUGGAUAGCUUGUUCAGUCAAGACUCCUUUUCCUGGUGGCUUUUGCAAGUCAACACAGUCCAUCCCAAUGUUAAUGUGCUUUAUUAUUUGACACUAAAAUUAAAAUUAAACCCUAAAGCUGCAUAA
Anolis sagrei ordinatus is the source of this 7078-nucleotide messenger RNA. NCBI's taxonomy places the organism in Eukaryota, Metazoa, Chordata, Lepidosauria, Squamata, Anolidae. The record is from RefSeq and is a predicted model, not a curated record.